AUGGCAGACGGAUCGGCGCUGGCCUAUGGCCUGGGCUUCGUCUUUGCGGCGCUGUCGGGCGUAGCCAUCGCCGUCCAGAGCGGCAUCAACGCGACGCUGGGCUCCCACGGCGGCCAGGCCUUCGCGGCCGCACAGAGCUUUCUCGUGGGCUUUGCGUGCUGCCUCAUCUUCUUCGGCUUCGACAUCAAGUUCCGCGGCACGCCGCUGCCCACACUGCCAGCGCUCAAAGGCGCCCCUGCCUGGGCUUGGCUCGGCGGCCCCCUCGGUGCCUUCUUCAUUAUCGCCAUCAUCGUCUUCGCGCCCCGCCUCGGCGCCGGCAACUUCCUGGCCGUCUUUGUGUGCACGCAGCUCACCACAGCAGUCACCCUGGACUUGAUCGGCGCGGUGGGUUACGUGCAGCGCACAUUCAGCUGGCAGCGGUGGGUGGGCGUGGCGCUGAUGGCGGCCGGCGUGGCGCUGAUCACGCUCUUCCCUGGAGAGCUCGCGGCAAAGGCGCCGGCGGGGGCCGCGGCGCCGGUCGGGCGGUCGCUGACUCACCUGUACGUGCGCGGGGCCGACGGGACGGCGGCGGGCGCGGCGGCGGCGCGCACGGCGGGGGCGCUCGCGAUGGCGGCGCGGCCUGGGCCACGGCCCGCCCAGGGUGUCUGA
Messenger RNA from Monoraphidium neglectum, 648 nucleotides. RefSeq names its product type I polyketide synthase. The transcript is spliced from 3 exons. The record is from RefSeq and is a predicted model, not a curated record. The coding region runs from base 1 to 648 and encodes 215 amino acids. Gene Ontology annotation, cellular component: plasma membrane. Lineage: Eukaryota; Viridiplantae; Chlorophyta; Chlorophyceae; Sphaeropleales; Selenastraceae.